Messenger RNA from Mucor mucedo, 1900 nucleotides. RefSeq names its product DHHC palmitoyltransferase-domain-containing protein. NCBI's taxonomy places the organism in Eukaryota, Fungi, Mucoromycota, Mucoromycetes, Mucorales, Mucoraceae. The coding region runs from base 378 to 1697 and encodes 439 amino acids. The record is from RefSeq and is a predicted model, not a curated record. Gene Ontology annotation, cellular component: endoplasmic reticulum; Golgi apparatus. Gene Ontology annotation, molecular function: protein-cysteine S-palmitoyltransferase activity. The transcript is spliced from 4 exons. Gene Ontology annotation, biological process: protein targeting to membrane; peptidyl-L-cysteine S-palmitoylation.
UCCUCUUCCGCUCCCUUCUCCCCCUCUUUUUAAUUAAAAAUCCACCUUUCUUCUUCUUCAUCCUCCAUGGGAUUCCCGUUUAAAUUCAAACGAACGCCAGGAACAGUGUUCUACUGGGAAAAGAACGACUGGUCCAGAAAGAAUGGAUAUCGACUCCCGAUUGAUGUCUACAUGAUCAUGCAAUGGGUUUGCUUGAUCACGCUCGACCUCGGCUUUUUCUGUUUCUUGAUUCAUUUCUUGACCGUGUAUGAAAAUGUGACCUUACCUCCCAUCUUGGAAACAACUUUUGAAAACCUGAAUCCCUCACUCCUACAAGCAAACAAUGCUUAUAUUAGUCCGUAUACAACUUGGGCCUGUAAAAUAUCCUUUUCGUAACAAUGAUCUCGCUUAUCUCUUUAAUAGAUUCCCACCUCCCCUUUUAUAUAUACAUGUGUAUCUUCUAUGUCUACCUUAACCCUUUUUUUUAUUAUCAUUAUUACAUCAUGGCAGGAUUUACAACGUUAGUCAAGAUUCUUAGUAUAACAACGUCGAUGAUAGAGACAGAAGAUCCAGUAGUGACCAGUCAGCGGAAUCACGUGACAAGGAGUCCGACGUAUGUAAGACGAUAUGGUAUACCUGUGAUUGAUAGCUUCUCGGGGAUAUGUAACAUUUGUCGAGUCAAAGUAUCAGAGAGCACUCGGCAUUGUAAACUGUGUAACAAGUGUGUGGAUAGAAUGGAUCACCAUUGUAAAUGGCUUAAUUGCUGUGUUGGAAAGAGUAACUAUCGAUUUUUUAUGAUGCUUGUGGUGUCUGCAUUUUUAGCUCUACUAUGGUAUGCUUAUAUGGCAUUGUAUGCAACCUGGUCCUGUUUUUAUGACAAGAAUGUGUUCAUGAUACACGCGUUCCAGAUAGUUGAUAUCAGAAAGUAUAAAGCUAAUAUUAAUCGGAUUUAUUAUGCUUGCGCCUUGAUAACCUUAUUUAUUACUGUUAUUGUCAUUGCAUCAUUGAUAGCCAUCACAAGAUUACUGAUCUUUCAUAUUAAGCUCGCCACAAUGAACAUGACGACCAUUGAAUAUUUAAAUUUACCUGUGAGAACAAAUUACAACAAUAGCAUGUUUGAUUCCGACGAAGAUUACUAUUAUUCAGACUCGGAUAGCUCUGACGAACGACCCACAGUUUGGAAACGAUCGUUGAAUUCAAGAAGCAAAAGUUACAGCCUGUAUCGCAAGGUAACACACAAAGUACGACGUACCUGGAUUUUGAUGGCGCGAAAAGUGGUUCCCAACUAUAGAUAUCGGCGCUUGACUACGAACUCUAAACGUAACUGCUGUUGUGCUCCUUUCACAAGAACAACAAAAAAGCCUCAGGUAUUACCUACUGCCAUUGCUAGAAAACAGCGCAUGACACGUGAUACAUCAAGAUUAGAGACGCGGGAGAAUGUCAAUAUGGAGGAGUUUUUCGCGACGAGGACGAUUCGACCCAUGGACGGAGACAAUGGCAGUGAACCUGACUAUGAUGAUGACAUGGGUUUAGAUCUGUCUGGUCUGGAUAGAUUUUCAGAUGAUAAUGAAGAAGAGGAGGUUCAUGUAAAAGUCGUGAAUCGUAGUAAAGCUGCCCGUUUAUUGGACUUGUCGGAAGAGGACACACUGGUUCAUAUGCAGCUACCUCUCCAACCAAUGGAGAUACCAAAAGAGGAAACCGCAUUGUCUGAAUUGUAAUUUUUUUAAACAAAAAGAUUAUGCACCUUAUUAUUAUGUCAAUGGCUGGUUUGUCUAUAUGGAUAAACACCAUUUGCAGUAAUGAAAACGAAAUUGAAAAAUACGGUUUAAUACCAGUGGCAUAAAUAUCGCAAAAACUAUACCCUAUCUCUUUAUAUAAAAUCAAUAAAUUACAAUACCAUUGACUGUCCAUCUGCCCCGCA